AUGGCGUCUAUCGAAGCACCUAGCAAGUCUGAAUUCCCUUGCUCACUAGAGAUUUCUAUCCCCCUCCCGACCAAUCGCCUUGCCUCAUCUGCCCUGCAAACCCUCGAAGUUGAUCCUGAAUUGUCGGCAUCUGUGCGUCGUACAUUGUCACUCACAACCCCACCUACCGAAUCAGCGACCGAGCCGCAAGAAAAGAAGCUGAAGCAAGACUCCGACGAUUCAAAGACCGUCUUGCAAGUCCACUAUUAUGCUACCACCAACCGUAUGCUACGAGUCGCUGUCAAUGGGUUUAUGGAGAGCCUAGGCGUUGUUCUAGGUGCCAUGGCUGAGCUGGACGUCGAUGUGUUGGAGGCUGAGCUGGAAGGAUGA
Molecule: messenger RNA, 369 nt
Organism: Penicillium angulare
Lineage: Eukaryota; Fungi; Ascomycota; Eurotiomycetes; Eurotiales; Aspergillaceae
Product: CTAG/PCC1 family protein
Exons: 2
Coding region: 1-369 (122 amino acids)
Cellular component (GO): EKC/KEOPS complex
Source: RefSeq, a predicted model, not a curated record